This is a messenger RNA of Meriones unguiculatus (Mongolian gerbil), 2755 nucleotides long. RefSeq names its product TSPY like 2 (gene Tspyl2). Gene Ontology annotation, cellular component: chromatin; nucleus. NCBI's taxonomy places the organism in Eukaryota, Metazoa, Chordata, Mammalia, Rodentia, Muridae. The record is from RefSeq and is a predicted model, not a curated record. The transcript has 7 exons. Gene Ontology annotation, biological process: nucleosome assembly. Gene Ontology annotation, molecular function: chromatin binding; histone binding. The coding region runs from base 175 to 2196 and encodes 673 amino acids.
GUCUGGCGCUGUGGGAGUUGGGCAGGCGCUGUGGGAGGGGACAUCGGAGCGAGGUGGAGAGCAGAGCUGGUCGCGUGAGGUGCGGCGGCUCCGCUUCAAGUGUGACUGGUGGCGACGGUCUCAUCUGAGAGCAGAAGAAUCAGUGCAAUUCCCUAAGCUUUGAUUGCAGUCACCAUGGACCGCCCGGAUGCGGGGCCUCCGGCCAAGACCCUCCGCCUGAGCAGCUCAGAAGUCCGUCAGCGAGACCUGCCGCCCCCGCCACCCCCGCCCCUCCAUCGACUGCCCCUGCCUCCACCCCAGCAGCGUCCGAGACUCCAGGAAGAAACAGAGGCUGCACAGGUGCUGGCUGACAUGAGGGGGGUGGGCCCCACUCUACCCCCACCACUGCCCUAUGUCAUUCUCGAGGAGGGAGGGAUCCGUGCGUAUUUCACCCUGGGUACUGGGAGUCCAGACUGGGAUCCUGCAAUAGAGGCAGGAUUUGGGGAACCCUCUCCCACAGGGAUCAUGGAAACACUUCCCUCUUCAGAAACCUCUGGAGAAAGCCUGGAAAUUGACUUUCAGGUUGCAGAGCCCAGCACUCUUGCUGGAGAGAAAGCCCUAGAAACCUGUAGCUUUGGAGGGUGGGGGGCCCCGAUGUUAGUUUGUCCAAAGAGGAAGGAAGAGGCUAUCAUCAUAGUGGAGGAUGAGGAUGAGGAUGAAAGGGAAAGUAUGAGGAGGUGGCAGCGGCAGCGUCGUCGUCGUCGUCGUCGUCGGAAGCAGAGAAAGGUGAAGGAGAGCAGGAGUGCCCAGAGGAUGGAAAGCAUACUGCAGGCCCUGGAGAGCAUUCAAAUGGAUCUGGAGGCGGUGAACGUCAAGGCAGGCAAGGCCUUCUUGCGUCUCAAGCGCAAAUUCAUCCAGAUGCGAAGGCCCUUUUUGGAGCGCAGAGACCUCAUCAUCCAGCAUAUCCCAGGCUUCUGGGUCAAAGCAUUCCUCAACCACCCCAAAAUUUCAGUCUUGAUCAACCAACGUGAUGAAGACAUUUUCCGCUACUUGACCAAUCUUCAGGUACAGGAUCUCAGACAUAUCUCCAUGGGCUACAAGAUGAAGCUAUACUUCCAGACCAACCCAUACUUUACAAACAUGGUGAUUGUCAAGGAGUUCCAGCACAACCGCUCAGGCCGCUUGGUGUCUCAUUCUACUCCAAUACGUUGGCACCGUGGCCAGGAACCCCAGGCCUAUAAUCGCAGAAACCAUGAUCCCAGAGAAAGCUUCUUCAACUGGUUUACCAACCAUAGCCUCCCAGAAGCUGACAGAAUUGCUGAGAUUAUCAAGAAUGACCUGUGGGUUAACCCAGUGCGCUACUACAUGAGAGGAAGUGGCUACAGGACAAACAGAAAGAAGCAUGAAAGAAAGGAAAGUAAAUCCAAGAACAAAUACGAAAUGGUGAUCAUGGAAGAUGCUCAUGACCAUUAUGCCAUUGAAGACAUUCUCAGUGAAAUCUCAGAAACUGAUGAGAUCACUGACAAUGAGACCGUUCAUGAUAUCAAGAUCUCUGACUUCAUGGAGACCACCGACUAUUUUGAGACCACUGAUAAUGAGGUAACUGAUGUCAAUGAGACCCUGUGUGAAAGUGAGUAUCCUGACCAUAAUGUGGUCCUCAACAAUAAGGUCACUGACAACACAGAGAUCAUUGCUAUAAGUCCAGAUGACAACAGUGAGAACCCAGAAGAAAACACCUAUGACAGUGAGGAUUCCAGCAACGAGAAAGCUGAUGGUGACAACAAAAGCCUAGAAGGUGACAGCCAGCAGGGUAAUACUAUCCAGGACAGCAGUGAUAGUGACAAUGAAGAUGAGGGCAGUGAUAGUGAGGGCAGUGAUGAUGAUGGCAAUGAGGGUGACAAUGAAAGCAGUGAUGAUGAUGACAGGGACAUUAAAUACUAUAAGAAUGGCAUUGAUGUCUUUGACAAGACUCUGGAUAACAGCACCAACCAGGAUGACUAUGAGGAGGAGGUAGAAAUCAUCUCUGAAGAAUCAAUGGAGGAAGAAGAGGAAGAGGCUCGUGAGGAAGGUAGUGAGCUAGGCGAGGAGAGCUAUGUAGAGGAACAAAUCUAUGAAGGGGAAGAAAGUGAAGUGAACUCAGAAGAUUCUGAUAUCCAGGAGGUGCUGCCGGUCCCAAAUGCUUGGGCCAGCCUGGGGAAGAACAAGAAAAUCGGAUAAACAUUUGGGGUCUCUCUGUAUAAACCCCUAUCCCCUAUCCCAUUUGCCCUCCUCUUCAGCUAGGGCUGUGCGGUCCCACAUUGCACUUCUGGGGUUAGACUGACUUAUUACACUGGUUUAAAGUUUAUUUUUAUGGUUUAGUAAUUGCAGAGUUCUUAUUUGGAGGAGGGAUUACCCUCCCCUUCAGCUCUCCUCUCCCGCAGGCUUCUGUGUGCUGCUAAUAUAUAUUGUGAUGCCUUGGUCAGGGCCCCUUUAGCCCCCUUCGUAAGCUUAGGCCCAAGCCCCUCUCUCCGUGCUUUGUGGACAUCCUGAUCACUAAGUAAGGAGGGCCGCUGUGACCUUCUUCACAACUGCGCAGUGGCCUCAAGACUCUGCUACCACCCCCUUUUCCCGAGUUUCUCGGCAAUCCCUUUCUUCCCUUCAUCAGCCCUGACCGCUAGCUCGCGUCAGUGUUUUUGCAAGGCAGCUUCGCCUUUGUGGUAUUCCAGCUCCCCAGAAGCCCCGCCCCUUCCUUCCCCCGUGACCCUUGACAAGCCUAAUAAAACUGAGCAAAUUCAAA